UUGACCCACUUUUAAUUUUUGUAGGAACUAGGUAUAAUGAAAUUUUUUUAUUAAAAAAAAAGUUGUGAACGUAACAUAUUAGCCUGAAAUGGAACAGGCCGUCGAGGACCUGGAGAACAAGAUGAAAGAAACCGAUCAGAAAAUGGGUAACCUCGCCCUCCAGGUGGGCAACAUAGAGAGCGAGAUUUUCUCGGAUACCGGGGAACAGAUAGAGGUUAACAAUUUACUAAAGUCGGUGAGCGAGGUAAAAACGAAUUACCAGAAUCUCCGUAAAGACCUUAUGGAGGUACAGGACCUCCAAAAACAACUCAGCUCCACGCUCCAUAUGCAGCUCAAACUCAUGCAGGCCAAAUUCAACAUGUUGAAAGAGAAGUUACCCGAAGCGCCUAUAUCUCAGUCCAAACCAAGUAAUAGAGUGAGGCAGUGCGGACAGGAGAAAUAAGUAUACCUUUUAUUGCGCAGCUUAGCGUUUCGGCAAGAAACCUGUGAAGAUCCAGGCCGACUUGCCAUUUUAGUUGCUUAUGAAGCAGCUUAUGGCGGAUCAUUUUCAGAAAACAAACACGCCGCCCGUCACUUACAUCGACAAUAUUCAAAGUAGCCUAUUUCAUUAAUUUGAAUUGAUGUUUGUGAUCGGCCGCAUGUUGGUAUCAAAUUUUUAUUCAUAUAUUUUGAGAAUUAUUUUUUUUUAAUUAUCCGUUACGGAUCUAACAAUAUAUGUAGAUUGUGAAAGGUAUAUCUGUGACUACAUAUAUAUACAAACAAGGGAUUGUUUUCAUAAUAUUCAGUGUCGCAAGGGUUUCUUUAAAAUAAGAUUUAAAAAAUUUGCAAUGAUCAAGCAGUAAGUCGAGAAUGUAGGUGAGAUAUAACGAUAUAACCCGCAAAGUAUGUCAUAUCUUAAUUGUCGCUAUUACUAGAUAUUGCAGGUAUAAUUAAAUGUUGGGCAGGACUGUAAUCUGCAGAGUAGUUGUUUCUCCAAUAUCAGUUAGCGAAGAACUUAUUAAAUUCAAAACUCAAACCACUCAUAAAGUUUUUCAUUUAAAUUUCUGGUGUCCAUUUUUGCCAAGUUUACUUUUAAAAUUUUAUUUUUAAUUCGUU
Messenger RNA from Anoplophora glabripennis (Asian longhorned beetle), 1095 nucleotides. RefSeq lists its product as uncharacterized. NCBI's taxonomy places the organism in Eukaryota, Metazoa, Arthropoda, Insecta, Coleoptera, Cerambycidae. The record is from RefSeq and is a predicted model, not a curated record. The transcript has 2 exons. Bases 89 to 442 code for a protein of 117 amino acids.